Drosophila rhopaloa is the source of this 890-nucleotide messenger RNA. RefSeq lists its product as uncharacterized. The coding region runs from base 289 to 642 and encodes 117 amino acids. Lineage: Eukaryota; Metazoa; Arthropoda; Insecta; Diptera; Drosophilidae. The transcript is spliced from 3 exons. The record is from RefSeq and is a predicted model, not a curated record.
GCUGCGAAGAAUUAGUUGCAAAGCGGCUUUCUUGCGGGGAACAUCGAGCAAUUCGAGGAACGGAGACCGAAACAAACCGGAGAAGAUUGCCACGCGAAAAGAAAAAUUGGUGCUAAGACCCCGCUAAAACAAAAAGUACAAAACAUCCCCAUCAAAACCGCAAAACUGCAGCAACAUCAGAAAGAGAAAAGUGCACAAAACACGCAUAAAAAAGAUACAAAGUUCCUAUUUAAGUGCCGGCCACUUAACACCGUCGAAUUAAAUCGAAUCGAAUCAAGCGGAUCCAAGAUGCUCACCAGACAGCCCGACUACACCAUCUCCGAACUGGGCCAUCCCAUACACCAGUGGCCGGAUUCGACCCUGUGCGAGUCCCUCAAGAAACUGGACCAUAAAAAGUUGCCAAGUUCCCCGCCUUCACCUCAUCGCCUCCUGCCACUGAGGGAAACCCUGGACGAUUAUUUCAAGCGAUUGACGAUGAGGAGCAGAGAAGACUUAGCAGAGGAUCCCAUUUACCAGCAGAAACAGCGGAAGAAUCAGUGGAACGAGCAGCAGCAAAGACGCAAUCUAAAAUGUCGAGAUAAAGGCGAGUUCAGAGCAACAACAACGACGAUAGCGACGACCUGCGAUCUAAACAAUUUUUGAGAUUGGAACAAGGGGGAAGAAUACGUAUGGGGUAGCAACCUAAGCGGACUGAUUAAAUGUGCUAAAAUAAAAUCACCUUUUGCCUAGAACAUUAAGUACAUUAAAUGUUAAGUAAAGAAAAAACCUAUAACACUUUAUUCUAAUUUAAUUGCCAGCCACGCAGUUAGCAUACGAAAAGAUUUUCAAAUGGAAUUUCAACGGCCCAUUAAAAUGUAAACAAAAUGCGGAGAAGAGUAGUGAAUAGAACA